GUCUCUCGUCCACUUUUCUUUACUUAUGAUAUAUGGCAAUAUGAAUUACAUAAAUCAAGUACAAGAUUUUGUUACUUAUCUUCAAAAUCCAUUAGUCUUACAGAGGAUUUUAAAUGUAAAUAAUAUUAAUAGAAAUUUGCUUACUCAAAUUUUACAACGAGUAAAGAAAGGAAAAUAUAUUACAGCUUACAAUUUACUUAGAGCAAGAAUUAAUGAAGAAGGACUUUUAGUAAAUAUAACUAACGGAUUUGUGAUUGGGCAAUCUACAGAAAUAAUAUGGAAAAGUUUUACACCUGCCGAAAAAAGUACGUUUACUACUUACGCAAGUCAAAUUCGGUCUAGGAUUACUAUCUGA
Racocetra persica is the source of this 355-nucleotide messenger RNA. Lineage: Eukaryota; Fungi; Glomeromycota; Glomeromycetes; Diversisporales; Gigasporaceae. The record is from the annotation of a GenBank genome assembly.